AUGUCGGAACUCUUCGACAGCUACGCCUCUGACUUGCAGCAGCUCAAGGACGGCAUCAGGCAGAAGAUCGACUCGGCCAAAUCGCAGAAUGGCGAAGCCAAAAAGUCGACGCUGCGUCGCGCCGAGAUGGAGCUCGAAGAGGCCGAAGAGGUGAUCUCCCAGAUGGACAUCGAGGUGCAGGGAUUCCCACAGUCUGUUCGGUCACGCUUCUCGGUCCAAAUCCGAGGUUUCAAGCAAGAAAUCCAGGGUCUGACCAAGGAGGUUCGUGCCGGUCUCGCCUCUUCCUCCAGCGGCUCGGGGGGCGCGGCGUACAACCCGGCAUAUGCGGAUGAUGAUGCAGACCUCGAGGCUGCUGAUUCGGCAACGGCAAAUCGUCAGAGACUACUCCAGGGGACCGCUUCGCUCGAGGAUGGAACCAGGAGACUCGAGGAGUCCAACCGCCUUGCGCUCGAAACCGAAGACCUCGGCGCCGAUAUCCUCCGCGACCUCAGAAGCCAGAGAGAACAGAUCGAGAACUCGAGAGACACGCUCCGACAAGCGGAUCAGAGCAUCGACCGCUCGUCCAAGACUCUGUCAAAGAUGAUUCGACGGGCCAAACAGCAAAAACUGGUUACCGUAGGCAUCAUUGUCUGCCUCGUGCUGCUCAUCCUGCUCAUCCUGUACAACAAGUUCUUCUAG
This is a messenger RNA of Moesziomyces antarcticus, 678 nucleotides long. Its product is annotated as vesicle transport v-snare protein vti1. NCBI's taxonomy places the organism in Eukaryota, Fungi, Basidiomycota, Ustilaginomycetes, Ustilaginales, Ustilaginaceae. Gene Ontology annotation, biological process: intra-Golgi vesicle-mediated transport; Golgi to vacuole transport; retrograde transport, endosome to Golgi. The coding region runs from base 1 to 678 and encodes 225 amino acids. The transcript has 3 exons. Gene Ontology annotation, molecular function: SNARE binding; SNAP receptor activity. Gene Ontology annotation, cellular component: ER to Golgi transport vesicle membrane; endoplasmic reticulum membrane; Golgi apparatus. The record is from RefSeq and is a predicted model, not a curated record.